GUUGUGAAAUGAAAAUGAAGUGCCCCGGACUACCAUGACGCAUCAAAAUCACCAAACAAACGGUGCAAGUCUUGAGGAUUGCCACACAAACUUUUUCGCCUUGACUGAGCUCUAUGGCAUAAAAUGGCGUAAGCUGGUAUGGGGCGAGACAAGUGGUGGCGGGGACGGGGAGGAAGGCACCGCUCCCCUAGCGGACCCUGUGAUCAGCAGUUAUGCCCGCUGCCUGGCUGGGGACAUCCUGUGCGUAUGGCGCAGAGUGCCCUCACCCCAGCCCACGGAUAUCUAUGACAUGAGCACCCCCGCCCCGCCACCCCUGUCCCUAAGAGCCGCCAAAGAACUGUGGAUCUUCUGGUACGGUGAAGAACCGGACCUAAAUGGAUUGGUAGCACCGGAGUUGAUCGCUAGCCAAGGCGACCAAGGAUCAUGGGAGAGUGGCCUGUCCUACGAAUGCCGCUCAUUGCUAUUCAAGGCACUGCAUAACCUCAUCGAAAGAUGCCUGUUGUCGCGGGACUUCGUGAGGCUCGGCAAGUGGUUUGUUCAGCCCUACGAUGGCGACGAAGAAGACGUCGGAAAAAGUCCAUGGCACCUGUCGUUCUCGUUCGCGUUUUUCCUGCACGGCGAGAGCACGGUGUGUGCUUCAGUAGAUGUCCGGCAACACCCACCGGUGCGCACGCUGACGGCCAAGCGGCGCGCGAAAUUGCAGCGGCACGCUGCUUCUACCUCGCCCGAUCAUAACAACGAUGCUAAAGUGAUCCUUGCGCCAUUCGGACUGGAAGGCACGAUUACAGGUCGGGAGUGGAGCGAUAGUGACACGGAGACCUCACGGCUACUGGACGCGUGGAGGCAAUUGUACCCAUUGGAACAGGGCUGCGGCGCUGUUGAGGUGGCGUGCGGCGGCGUACGCAUGCGCUACCCGGUGCCGUACGUGCUGGUGACGGAGAUGUGCGCGCGCGCGCAAGGCAGCGGCGACGCGUUGGCGCACCAGGCUUUGCAGGCGCUGACCACGCCCAGCCCGCACCAGCCAGCGGAGAUCUGCUUCAGCGAGUCGGGAGGCGGCGAUCGCGAGGAUUUCCUCGACCCGACCCGAAAGACCAACUGCACCUGCGCGAAGUGGCGGCGGCGGCGCGUGGUGCGCAUGUCGCGGCCGCAGCCCUUCCACCGGCGCCGCGCGCGCGCCGCUCAGCCCGCGCACGCGCACAAGCCGCACAAGGCCAACGCCCAUGCGGGUGGCGGCGCCUGCUCGCCGGGCAGCUGCGGCGGCGCCUCUCCGGCCGCGGCCGUGUCCGCACCUUCCUCCGCCGGGGCCCCACCGCCUUCGCCACAUCACACCGCCACCACGCAUCAUCAGUCGACAGGCGUGGCAGGCGGCGCCCUCGGCCUGCACACGCCGGCGCCGACGCCCGAUCCGCACGCGCCGCCGACUCCCGCGCCACCGCCAAACCCUCCCAAACCAUACAACCAGAACGACUCCCCACCGAGCGGCGCGCCGGCCGUAACCAACCAGGCAGAGCCGGUUCCCUUUGAGCUGGCGAAGCGACCGUCACUGCCGCUCGCAGAACGGCGCAUGGACCCGCUUGAGGACGAACACUCGUUACACAUGUUGUAUGACUAUACCACCGUGCACGCUUGGCUGGAACAUCCUGUAAAGCGAUUCAAGAGUGAAGAGACCUGUUUCCGUGAGGAGUUAGCUCUCGGCACGCGCACGACUGAAGACCUGUACGCCGGCCAUGAGCAUACUAAGAUGGCUGCCAUGCCCGACCCGCUGCUCGAUAUCAAGCAGGAGAAGCAUGAGCCACAUGAGGAUACGAAAGAAUACAAGAAUCUUUUCACGUCUGACGGGCUCUGCCCCACAUUGAAAGACCUAGACCAGAUAUUCGACAACUCUGACGAUGCGGCCAGUGGCGAUGAGACGCUGCAAGUGCAGACGCCGCCGGACUCGAACAAAUCGAUGGAGGACUCGCGCUGCGUGGGCCGCUGCGUGCGCCCGGAGGAGCUGAGCAAGAUGUUCCCUACGCCGCCCAGUCUGGAGGCGCACGCGCAGCCUUCGCCCGGCUUCUCGCUGCCCGACGACGCGCCCGCGCACCUCACGCACCACACGCACCUCACCCACGCGUCGCACGCCGCGCACCGGCUGCUGCCGGGCUCGCCGCCGCCCGACGCCAUCGAGGAUUGGUCCUACGUGUUCAAACCGCCAACUAUGUACAAGUAUGUGGGCUCAUCGAAGUAUGCGCCCCUGACCAACUUGCCCAGCCAAUUGCUACCGCCUGUCAACUUGCCACCCAACGCCGUCUAUAGGCCGCGGUGGCAGCAAGACACCAAACAGGAGACCACCAGCGAGCCGGAGCAGGAGACCCAGCGCACGCCGGCCGGUGUGAAGCGGUCCUCAUCGCCAGCGGUGGCUACUGAAAAUCGCUCUGCUGAGGCGGCGCCGGCGGCGGAGACGCCGUUGGCGGCAUCGGCGUCCGCGGGCAGCGCGUCGGUGGCAGCGUCGCCGGCGUCAGCCGAAUCGCCUUGCGCCGUGCGCGCCGCUUGCCCGCUUCUCAUCAACGUGCUUUUGGCAGACACUGUGCUCAACGUCUUCCGCGAUCACAAUUUCGACAGCUGCACACUAUGCGUCUGCAACGCGGGGCCCAAGGUGGUUGGCAACAUCCGCGGCGCGGACGCGGCCACGUACCUGAGCGGCGGCGGCGAGGAUUCGCCCCCCGCGUCGCCUCUGCCCGACGACGAGCCCUCGCGCUGCACCUGCGGCUUCAGCGCCAUCGUCAACCGCCGCCUCGCGCACCGCGCCGGCCUGUUCUACGAGGACGAGAUGGAGAUCACGGGCCUGGCGGAGGAGCCGUGCGUGCGCGUCCGCAGCGGCGCGGGGCUGGGCGACGUGGCCUGCGUGGUGCUGGCGCAGGCGGGGCUCGGCGGCGGCGCGGCCGAGGCGCUGGCGCGGGCCGCGCACGCGCACGCCUCCGAGCGGCCGCCCGACGAGCUGCGGCUCAACUUGCUCGAGUACUCGGACGGCGGCGCGGCGGCGGCGCGGGCGCUGCGGGCGGCGGCGGGCGCGGCCAGCGCGGGCGCCGUGCACCGCUGGCCCUUCAUCGGCGCGCGCGCGCCGCGCUCGUCGCGCGACGUGGUGCGGCUGAUGCGGCGCCUGCGGCCGCUGCUGCAGGACGCCAUCCAGAAGCGCUGCUGCGGCGCGCGCAUGUGGGACGGCGUCACCGGCCCGCUCACCUGGCGCCAGUUCCACCGGCUGGCCGGGCGCGGCAACGAGGACCUGUGCGAGCCGCAGCCCGUGCCGCCGCUGCUGGUGGGCCACGACCGCGACUGGAUCUCGCUGUCGCCGUACGCGCUGCGCCACUGGGAGCGGCUGGCGCUCGAGCCGUACUCGUACGCGCGCGACGUGGUGUACGUGGUGCUGGCGGCCGACGGCGACGCGCUCACCGACCCGCUGCGCGCCUUCUUCCGCGAGCUGUCGGCCGCGUACGAGGCCUGCCGCCUGGGCCGGCACCAGCCCGCGGCGCGCCUGGCGCGCGACGGCAUCUACCGCGCCGCGCCCGCCGACGCCGCGCCCGCCGCCGAGGACUGGACCGGCGAGCUGCCGCCCGGCCGCCUCGGCGACUACGUGCGCGCCUACGCCGACGCGCUGCGCACCACCAUCGUGCCGGUGCUGUCGGCGCUGGCCGUGGACCGCUCGCUGUUCGAGCCGGAGCGCGGCGGCGCCGAGCGGCCGGCGCCCUCGCCCAUGCGGCCGCCCAGCGCGCCCGACCUCCCGCCCGCGCCCCCCGCGCCCGACGAGGACGCGGCCGCGGCGCAGACGCCGUGGGAGGACGACGAGAGCGGCGCGCCCGCGCUCGUGCUGUACCUGGUGGAGCCCCCCGCGGCGCACGCGCACCGGGCGCACGCGCUGCGCGCGCUGCUCCGGCUCGCCGCCGCCGCGCACCGCCACCUGCACCACCACAGCCCGCUCGUCAAGAUCAUCUCCUUGGAGGGCUUGUGCGAGUCGUGGGGCCACGGCGCGGCGAACGGCGCCGUGUCCCUCGCGGGCGCCGCCGGCGCGGGCGGACCCCUCCGCGCGCUGGCCUUCAGCGUCUUCUCGGGCUCGCGCCGCCUGCUGCUGCACGCGCCCAACGGCAAGUCGCUCACCGGCUUCGGCACUGCCGCCAACGCCAACCUCUUCAUCAACAACAAAGACGAGAAGAAUCGCGCCCCCUACCGACUGUUCACGCCGGCGUGGGUGCUGGCGCCGCCGCGCGCUUUGAAGGAUGUGGCCGAGUCGUGGGGCGCGGCGGGCGAGCAGAGUGCCGUGCUCUUCCUGUCGUACUGCCUGUCGCACGACCAGCGCUGGCUGCUGGCCGCCGCCACCGACGCGCGCGGAGAGCUGCUCGACACUGCCACCAUCAACAUACAUGUGCCCGCCAGAUCACGACGACGGCGGUCUGCGCCCGCGCGGCGACUGGGACUGACGAAACUGAUGGAUUUCACGCUGGGCGUGAUGAGCCAGGCGGCGCAGCCCUGGAGGCUCGUCGUCGGCCGCGUCGGACGCAUCGGACACGGCGAGCUCAAAGGCUGGAGUUGGCUAUUAUCAAGGAAAAACCUAACGCGAGCUUCAACUGUACUACGAGAAAUAUGCCAAAGCUGUUCAGUUCUUUAUCCGUCGAGCGUACCUUGCAUCCUGUCUGCGUGUUUGGUGUCCACCGAGCCGGACUCGUGUCUCAGACUGAUGGCGGACCGUUUCACGCCCGACGAAAGAUUCUCGCAGGCGUCGAUCCAGUCCCACCUGCAUACCCCGCGCGAUGUCACUGCUACGCAUAUUCUUGUGUUCCCCACUUCGGCUACCACACAGUCGAAUCAAAUGCCAUUCGAACCACCGAUGGCGAACGGCGAAGACAACGACAUGAACAUGUUCCUCGGCGUGGACAUGGUGGACGAAGACAUGGGGGAGGACAACAUGACGGAUUUAAUUCUGGGCGACAUGUUCGGCGAAGGAAACAUGUGGGUGCAAGGCUCGCCGGGCCGCAGGCAGGACGACGAAGUCAGCAGAGACGGCUCGCCGCAGCGGCAACAGCACGUUGGUCAGAAUAGCAACCAUGGAAAUGAUAGUACUGCUGAGCAAGUGGGCACAGUCCUUCAGCAGCCCCUGGCGCUAGGCUACAUGGUGUCGACGGCGCCGCUGGGCUCCAUGCCGGCCUGGUGGUGGGCCGGCUGCACGCACCUCCGCGACGCCUGCCCGGCCUUCCUCAAGAACGCUCUGCACCUGCAUGCGGGCUCGCUGCAGGCGGCCGACGACUUCACCUCGCUCACGCAGCGCAGGGACCACAACACGCAUCCGUUGGACUCUACGACUACUACUGAUGUUUUGAGGUAUGUACUAGAAGGGUACAACGCGUUGUCAUGGCUGGCGCUCGACGGCAGCACACACGACCGCCUCUCCUGCCUGCCGCUGCACGUGCAAGUGCUCAUGCAGCUGUACCACACGGCCGCCGCCCUCGGCUAGACAUACCACCACUUAGCACUGCCUAGAUUAGAUGUAAUUUUCGAAACACCAAGUCGCCCUGAAACUUCUAGAAAUCGUUAAUAACUACAUAAUUAGAAUACUACGUUGAAAUAACUAUGAACAUGAUGAGAAAUGAAAACGGAACGAAUUUCUACAUACAUGAGAAAUUAACGAAAUCCAAGGACAAAAUGGUCGAGAAUAUUCAGCUGUUACAACGAUAACACGAAACGCCGUUCGCAAUUAAUUUGACGUCUAAGUGCUCUGAACAACGACCAAAUUGAACAGCGUGCAAAAGACAAGGCGAUUACGGGCUAAGAUUCGUUUUCAAAAAGUUGUUUAGGGAUGGAAAUUGGAAGAUGAGGAGGUAUUGUAGAUGAUACCAAAGUUGAGUGAAUUAACCAGUGAAAAGUGUUUGUUACCAUCAUAGAAUAGUGCAAAAGUGUUAUAGGCAAGAAAAUAUCAAGUGCAGUAAGUGGUUCGUGAAACUCGGACUCCGAAUUUAUCAGGCGACAGCAGUACUUAGAUAAAUUGUUUUAAGUUCAACAGCAAUUUGAAGAGAAGGAGCAUUGUCAAUAUUUCUUAGUAAGUGAAAGAAAAUUGCCUCAAAUAUGAUGCAAUUUUGCAUCGGAUUAUCUCUAUAGGCUUAAUGAUUACUUAAAUGUAAAGUUAUAUACUUGUUGUGUAAUGUUUUGCUUUUUGAGCUAAGAACUAUUUGACAGUGCUUAGUUUGAUGUUUUUGGUUUGACAUAGUUGUAAUUGUACCUCUUUUAUGACAUUUUAUACAAAUAAUGCAGAAACUUAGCUGGGAAACUAUCCAAAAAAAAAGCUAGUAAUCUUAGAUAACAGAAGUAGUUUGUUAGUCGAAUACGAAGGUCCAAUUCGGCAUAUGGUGUAGGUACGUAAGCGAUUUAUCGCUAAAGGCAUUUCAUUUACAUUUCAGUUCUAAGUAAACUUCCAUUCAAGUCUUUCGUUGACUUCUCUACUUCCUUUCUCACUCCAUUACCCUCAAAACCUCAUUUUUCGUAGCUUAGCUGUUUUAUUAUCAUUAUCAAGUUUUUAUAACAUUUUUAAUAACAGCUACAAUGUAGUUGUAUCAUGAGGAACUUUUAAAACUUUUUAUUUUAGUUUCAUCUGUCAUUUUGUCACCUUUUUUUUAAUUCUCUACAAUUUUAUAAGGCGCUUAUCCAUUGUCAAGUCACAAGUUAUGUAUUUAUAUUGCCAUUUAAUAUAAUUGUUG
Molecule: messenger RNA, 6719 nt
Organism: Hyposmocoma kahamanoa
Lineage: Eukaryota; Metazoa; Arthropoda; Insecta; Lepidoptera; Cosmopterigidae
Gene: skd
Product: mediator of RNA polymerase II transcription subunit 13
Exons: 27
Coding region: 35-5482 (1815 amino acids)
Biological process (GO): regulation of transcription by RNA polymerase II
Cellular component (GO): mediator complex
Molecular function (GO): transcription coregulator activity
Source: RefSeq, a predicted model, not a curated record